CAAAAUUCGUUGAUGGCAGUGUGGAGAGUCCGACUCCGAUCCAGAGCCUGCCACGAAAAUUGUGUCGGACUGUAAGACGACGGCAGUGAAACUCGCUCGGAGGCCAAACGAUUAUUUUUCUUAAAGUAAUCGUUGUACUCGUUGCUGGGUUCGCUGUGUCAAAGGUGUAUGCCCUUGCAGCUGCGCAGGCUGCGUCUUGCACAAGGCUGGCUGUAUUGACAGUCGAGGAAGUCGAGGUGAUGAUUUGGGCGCGAGGUGCUACAACCCGAGUAGUACGUAGUGCUGACUAGUUAUGAGCUCUGAGGAACUGAACUCUUCUCUUUCUGACGACGUGGACGAACUGCGUUGUUCCCAAGUGGUGGGCACCCUUUGCUUUUCGGACGCUGCAGAUGAUGAUACAGGGGAGUGUUUCGUCUCGUCAUCAUCGAGAACCAUUCGGUCGUGGUCAAAGACUUCACAGCCAAACACCCUGAUGGCCUCGGCAGGUGAUCCUCCAUCCAGAGUAGGACCUCAGCAGGUUGUCUUUGAGAUUGUGUCAGCCAAAACAGUCGUUGAAGGACGUAAGAAGUUUGUGUGCUACACCGUGCUUGUGAAAAAGAGUCCCGGACUGGAGCGACUCCCAGGGGUCUUGGAGCGUCGCUACUCCGAUUUCUCUGCCCUUUUUGCGGGUCUGCGUCGCCGUCACCCAUCAUGCGUGGCACUGCGUGACUUCCCUUUCCCACGCAAAGCCCUGCUGGGAAACUUCACCAGUGAGGUGAUAACUGAACGUAGUCUGGCCUUUCGCCACCUGCUGUCUCGUGUUCAUGCCUCGCCAGAGCUGCGCCGAUCACCAGAGUUUGCAGAAUUCACAUGGCGCCGGGAGGUGUGCCGUGCUCACCGGCUGAUGACUGCUGGCCAGUUUGAAGAUGCCUCUGUCCUGCUUGAAAAUGCUUACUCAGUACAAGAGAAAGUUCUUGGAGAUGGUGACCCGGACACAUUUACCACCCUGGCGGUGCUGACGGCUUGCCUGAACGCAGUGGACAAUGUGGCUGAGGCACAAAAAUAUGCUGAGCUGGCCCUAUCCAAGCGGCUGCCUGGCAGCUCUGCAUCAAAUCCCAGCGACCUAGAGGUGCCCUUACUGGUUCUGGCAAUCCGGCUGUGGUGGGCGGUGGGAAAGGAGAAACGAGAGCUGGAGGAGCGGCUGCGCCAGGUGAAGGACACGGGAAUCAAUGUGGAUGCUCUGCCAACACUGCUUGAGCUGGUACUCAAGAAGGACAGUGCUACCUUGUAUUCAUCCUAACAUUAUAGACUCGAACACGUGCUCCUCACCGGGUGCGUUUCACGGCACACUGUGUGGCUGCUUACCUUUGGGAUAUUGCAGCUCUUCUUUUCUUGCUGUGGACGAGGUCUGGAAUUCAUUUUCCAUGCACAAAAGGUUUUGAUGACAAUACUACAGUCUUUGCAGGCCAAGUAGGUGCAUCUGUACAUCACUUCAUGGGACUUCUGUGACCUGGAAUCUUAAGUCUUUGAGAGUAGGCAGGUUUUGGAACAUUUAAGUCUUUGAGUUUGCAGGAGUUUGCAAGAAUCAUCUGCACUUACAUCUUUUGUGCAAUUUAAAAUGUGAGGUGUGAAUUGAGCAAGGGUUUGUGUAGUUUUUAUUAUCGCUGAGUUUUCUUUAUUUCUUUUUUUUUUCCUUAAAUAUUCCAGCUACAUUUCUCACCAUUGCCUUAAGAGGAUUCUGCAACAACUUUUUUUUUUUUCUGCUUGCUGCUCUUUCCUCACUUUGUCAUGGCAGGUGUGCACAUAGUUGUGCUUGUUGCAGCACAUGAUGUGCCCAUUGUACCCAACAUGUCAUGCUUAACUGUGCUGCCCUUUUUGCUCGGCCAUUCAAAGAUACCUUCCUGUGGCUUCACCAUGGUGGUGAAAGACUAAAUCACGGGAAAAGGUGAAUGGAAUUGUUGUAGAGCACCACUUAGAGCACAAAAUAUUGUUUGCAAGAAGAAUUUGGCACACUAAGCAAGGCUUUGGUUGGGUAAAUGGGAGGCAGAGCAGAUAUGUGUUUAUGAUUCACUGUUGUCCACCUAACCUUCCAUGUGUGGGAGGUAAUGGCACCUUUAUUAAACUCUUAAAUACACAUUGCAUGCUUUAUCUUAUCGACCAUCUUGAAAUUGCUCCUGCUAGUAUUUUCUGAUGGCCAUUUCAUGAUGAAAUUAAGGUGUUUUACAGUGUUUUCAAGCUUGUAUCAAAUGCAAGUUAAUACCCUACAUUUUAGACUUAUACACGAUGCAUGUUAAAAAGAUGUUAAAUUUAAAAAUGGAAAUGUGCUUCCUGUUGAAACAAGGCUUUUCAGAACAAUCAGUUGUUAGCAUUAUAUGCUGCAAUGAAGAAGCUGCAAUGCUGUACACCUUACUUUAUGACUUCCAAACUUGACGAAUGGUGUUUUGGUUGGCGCUUGCAUGCACAGAAGAAAAAAACAUAAAAUGAUAUCCUGCAAGUAUGUUUGUUUAGUGUAAUGACAACGAAGUAAAUUCAAAUUUUUUCGAGGUAGUGAUUUUGCAUACUGUGACUGUGGUAUGCAGUUUCACUGCUGAAUAGGAAAUGUAGUUUUAGCAUACUGAUUGCCCAAUUAUUCAGGACCUGUUAUGAAGCAUUGACACGGGAUCACUACAAUGUUAUGCAUUCUUUUCAGUAGUGUAUAUAGCAACAGUAAGGUCCAUUUGACAGUUUUGUGCCUCUAGUUUUGGCACUUGCACCUUCCUUCUUAAAUAUACGUUUCGCUAAAUCACAUAUGUGUAGUAAGUUCAUCUUUGACCAGAGUGCCGAACUACCUUGUUUUUAUCUAGUUCAACAUAUAGCUCAGGCCAAUAAAUUAUUGAGUUCUACAUUUCUCAUUUGAAGAACAAAUCCAGGCGUCCUAUUCUUGCAUGUUUUAUGUCUGCAUUAUUUAUAUAUUAUGUAAUGUCAACAAAUGAGAAUUGUUCAGAGUUUGAGCAUUUAUAAGAUGAAAACCCUGGCAUUGUGCAAUAUAGUU
Rhipicephalus sanguineus (brown dog tick) is the source of this 3010-nucleotide messenger RNA. It is a transcript of the gene Snx21, whose product is annotated as sorting nexin-21. Gene Ontology annotation, biological process: protein transport. Gene Ontology annotation, cellular component: early endosome membrane. The transcript has 4 exons. The record is from RefSeq and is a predicted model, not a curated record. Bases 293 to 1279 code for a protein of 328 amino acids. Gene Ontology annotation, molecular function: protein binding; phosphatidylinositol phosphate binding. Lineage: Eukaryota; Metazoa; Arthropoda; Arachnida; Ixodida; Ixodidae.